Thlaspi arvense is the source of this 978-nucleotide messenger RNA. NCBI's taxonomy places the organism in Eukaryota, Viridiplantae, Streptophyta, Magnoliopsida, Brassicales, Brassicaceae. The record is from the annotation of a GenBank genome assembly.
AUGAAGCUCUUUCUAAGUCUCUGUAUUUUCUCUUCCGUCAUCUUCAUAUCUCUCCCAUCUUCUUACAGCUGCACCUCAGCUGACAAAAAUGCCCUCCUUCAAAUCAAGAAAGCCUUUAACAACCCUCCGCUCCUCUCCUCCUGGAACCCCCGAACCGACUGCUGUACCAGCUGGACCGGCGUCGAAUGCACUAACAGCCGCGUCACAUCCCUCACCAUCUCCUCCGGUGAACUAUUCGGCCAGAUUCCGAACCAGAUCGGCGACCUCGUUAACCUCCGUACACUUGAUUUCAGCUACCUGACCCAUUUAACCGGAAACAUCCCUCACACCAUCACCAAACUCAAGAACCUCGACAUCCUCCGUUUAAAGCAGACCAACCUCUCUGGUCCAAUUCCUGAUUACAUCAGCGAGCUCAAGAGCGUUACGUUCUUGGACCUUUCCUUUAACCAAUUUACCGGUCCAAUUCCCGGUUCGCUUUCUCAGAUGCCGAAGCUUGAGGCCAUUCAGAUCAACGAUAAUAAGCUAACCGGUUCUGUACCCAACUCCUUCGGUUCCUUUGUAGGCAACGUCCCCAAUCUCUACUUGUUUAACAAUAAGCUAUCAGGAAACAUACCGGAAUCUUUGUCAAAAUACGACUUCAACGGGGUAGAUCUGUCGGGAAACGGUUUCACCGGAGAUGGUUCGAUGUUUUUCGGACGGAACAAAACAACAAUACGAGUGGAUCUGUCGAGAAACAUGUUUCAGUUCGAUCUGUCCAAGGUUAAGUUCGCUAGGAGCAUUGUUUCGCUGGAUCUGAGCCAAAACCGAAUCUUCGGGAAGUUUCCUAGGGAGCUGAGUAAGCUACGCCUCGAGCAUUUCAACGUUAGUUACAAUCGUCUCUGCGGCAAAAUCCCACGUGGUGGUCUCCUUCAGACCUUUGAACCAUCUGCCUUCUCUCACAACCUCUGUCUUUGUGGGACCCCACUUAAGUCUUGUUAA